GGCGGGGGAGCAUUUGGAGGAGAACCCAACCUCGGUGCUACUGGGCAGGAGUUUGGAGAGCAGUCGCCAACGACCUGUCCUGUGUCCGCCGUGCAGCGGAAGGUGCCCGACGGAGAAGAGGAGGUGCAGCCAUGCUGGCAGAAGCGGUGAAGGAAGACCUCCGCAUGCUCCGGGAGCGCCUGGCCCAGUGUUCUGCGGAGUCCGUAAGGCACAAGGAGCUGCUGCGGUGUCUGGGGAAGAAGCAGCAGGAGCUGAGGGAAGCCAUGGAGGAGCUCAGGAGAGAGAACUGUGAUGUGGCGCGGUGUUUCCGAAACAACCGCCAGGAGCUCCAGGAGCUGGAGGGGCUGGUGGCCCAGACAAAGGAGCACUUUCAGAUGGAGAACGGGGAGGCAGGCGUGAGCGUGGAAGAGGCGCAGAAGGCAGACCUCUUUCAGGGAAAGGCAGGAGGAGGCACAGCAGUGCCGGAGCUUUUCAAGACGGACCAGUGGUCAGAGCUGACAAAAGCUCUGCAGGAGCAAGUUGAGGUCAAGAAGCUGCUCAGGAACAAGCUCCAGCACCUCCAGGAGAGACAGGAAUGCCUGCGAGAGCCAAGAGCUUUCAGGGGGAAGAAGGUGCAGGCAGAACCACCAGAGGAGUCGCUGCUGCAGGAGAUGGUGGCCGUGCAGCUGGAGGAGCAGCUGGCGUCAAGGAGGCACGGCAUCACUUCUUGGCUGAGGAGACUUCUUCUGUUCCUCGCCUUCCUCCAGAUCGCCAUCCUCAUCGUGGUUGUGCUGAAGGGAGACAUCCUUGACUGGGUCCUGCCACCAAAGCUGGUGGCCGCCUUUGGGAGCCGCCCAGCGAGGUCCCAGCUCUUCUGA
Molecule: messenger RNA, 857 nt
Organism: Grus americana (Whooping crane)
Lineage: Eukaryota; Metazoa; Chordata; Aves; Gruiformes; Gruidae
Exons: 11
Coding region: 132-857 (241 amino acids)
Source: RefSeq, a predicted model, not a curated record